This is a messenger RNA of Cadophora gregata, 2838 nucleotides long. RefSeq lists its product as uncharacterized. Gene Ontology annotation, biological process: protein import into nucleus. Lineage: Eukaryota; Fungi; Ascomycota; Leotiomycetes; Helotiales; Ploettnerulaceae. The record is from RefSeq and is a predicted model, not a curated record. The transcript is spliced from 3 exons. Gene Ontology annotation, cellular component: nucleus; cytoplasm. Bases 1 to 2838 code for a protein of 945 amino acids. Gene Ontology annotation, molecular function: nuclear import signal receptor activity; small GTPase binding.
AUGGCCUGGCAACCAGAACAAGAGCCAUUGCGGCAACUCUCAGGAUGCCUAAGAGACUCUCUUAGUGGUCAUAACAAGACCGCGCAGAAGCAAGCUGAAAUUAUGCUUUCUCAAGCCAAAUCCUCUCCAGAUAUCAACAACUACCUUACGUAUCUAUUUUCAAGCUCGCAAGCUCCUCCCGGAUUAAACUACUCACCAGAAGAAUACCAUGCAGUUCGAUCUGCUGCAGCUGUCAUGCUGAAGAACAAUAUCCGAACUGGUUACAAAGCUAUUCCCCAAGAUAGCUUGGCACUCGUUCGCUCGUCAGUACCUCUAGCAUUACAAGAUAAGAAUCAGUCAAUACGAAGCUAUGCUGGAAAUGUUAUUACGGAGAUCGUCAGUCGAGGUGGAAUUCUAGGUUGGCCACAACUUCUUCCAGAACUGCUGGCAUUGAUUGGCAACGACAGCGGGGCGGUCACUCCUGAAGCACAAGAGGGUGCAAUGGCUGCUUUGGCUAAAGUUUGCGAGGAUAACAAGAAGAUUUUGGACAAGGAAUAUGGCGGACAGCGACCCCUUGCGUUCAUUAUCCCCAAGCUGAUUUCAUUUACGACCAACGAGAAGCCCAAAGUUCGGUCGUUAGCUCUCGGAAGCAUCAAUGUGUUCAUCCCUCAGAAGCCUCAGGCUCUUCUCGUCUCCUUAGACCCUCUCUUGAACUGUUUGUUCCAACUAGCAAACGAUCCAUCCUCGGAUGUGCGAAGACAGGUGUGCCGAGCUUUUGUUCAGAUUGUUGAAAUCAGACCCGACAAGAUUCUACCUCAUAUCGAGGGUUUAGUCGAGUACAUGCUCGCCCAACAGCGCAAGAUUGAAGACGAGGAGCUGGCCUGUGAUGCGGCUGAAUUCUGGCUGACCGUUGGAGAACACAACGAGUUAUGGAAAUCACUAGCUCCCUACCUGCACAAGAUUAUCCCUGUUCUUCUGGAAAGUAUGGUUUACAGCGACGAGGAUAUUGCAAUGCUGGAAGGUGGUGGAAACGAUGCCGAAGAGGAUGAUCGUGAGGAGGAUAUCAAGCCAAAAUUUGCGAAAAACAAGAGUGCGAGAACACUUGCAAAUGGUGACGAGGAAGGAGGAGAACAGAAUGGAGCGAAUUACCAGAAGUUGAGCGGAAUGGACGACGAUUUGAGCGAAGGAGAAAUUGAAGAGUUCGACGACGAUGACGACGAUGCGAAUCCAGAAGAUCGCUGGAACUUACGGAAAUGCUCUGCUGCUGCUCUCGACGUGUUCGCAUCAGAUUUCAAGGCGCCCGUCUUCGAGACAAUUCUGCCUUACCUCAUGACCAACUUGAAGCACGACGAAUGGCCAUUCAGAGAGGCUGCUGUACUUGCACUCGGAGCAGUAGCAGAAGGUUGUAUUGAUGUUGUAACGCCACACCUGCCUGAAUUAGUCCCAUAUCUAAUCUCGCUGCUCAACGACCCCGAGCCCCUUGUUCGACAAAUCACAUGCUGGACCUUGGGAAGAUAUUCUUCUUGGGGGGCUAAUCUCAACACUCCUGCUCUACGAAGCCAAUACUUCGAGCCUAUGAUGGAGGGCAUUUUGACGAAGAUGCUGGAUCAGAACAAGCGGGUACAGGAAGCUGGUGCGUCAGCGUUCGCACACCUCGAAGAGAAAGCUGGUGCCAGCAUCACCCCUUACUGUGAACCAAUCAUCCGCCAGUUCGUCCGGUGUUUCGAGAAAUACAAGGACAGAAACAUGUUCAUCCUAUACGACUGCGUGCAGACGUUGGCCGAACAUGUGGGCCACGGCCUUGCCCAGCCCCAACUGAUUGAAUUAUUGAUGCCCGCCCUCAUCCACCGGUGGAAUAAGGUUUCUGACCAGUCUCGCGAGCUCUUCCCGCUCCUCGAGUGUCUAUCAUACGUUGCGAACGCCCUUGCCGAGUCCUUCGCCCCAUUUGCGCAACCCGUUUUUACCAGAUGCAUUCAGAUCAUCCAUCAAAACCUGGAAGAGUACCUUGCCUCUGUUCGAAAUCCAAUUUUAGACACUCCAGACAAGGACUUUCUCGUAACGAGCUUGGACCUCUUGAGCGCUAUAAUUCAGGCACUUGAGCAAAAGCAGUCCACCGAGCUCGUAUCCGGCUCCCAGCCACGCCUAUUUGAGCUGCUCCAGUUCUGUAUGGAGGAUCCAGAGAAUGAUGUGCGCCAAUCAUCAUAUGCACUUCUCGGCGACUGCGCAAAAUAUGUCUUCCCGCAGUUGGAGCCUUUCCUGGGAACCUUGCUACCCCUACUCAUCCAACAGCUUGACUUGGACUCCAUUCUGGAUGAACAAAUCGAAACAGGUUUCAGCGUUAUCAACAAUGCAUGCUGGUCUGCUGGAGAGAUUGCCAUUCAGCAUGGCAAAGGAAUGGAGCCGUACGUUCCACAGCUACUUGAGAGAUAUCUGGCAAUCCUAGGAAAUCCAGAAGUCCCAAAGUCUGUACUUGAAAAUGCUGCGAUCGCUCUCGGGCGUCUAGGGUUAGAAAACUCCGAAAUCAUGGCACCCCAUCUGUCCACCUUCUCGGAGCCCUUUCUAAAGUGCAUACAGAGCGUUGACUAUACGCUCGAGAAGGCAACCGCGUUCAAAGGCUUCAGUCUCACUAUUCUGGGCAAUCCACAAGCAAUGGAGAAGGAUCUUGGUCGAUACUUUACUGCUGUUUCUCGGUACAAAAUGACAGAUGCAUUCAAUACUCCUUUGACAGCCGAUUUGCAGCAGAUCUUUCAGCAUACUAUUGAUCUCUACAAAUCGCUUGUACCUGACUUCGGUGUGUUCAUCAGCAGUCAGAUUUCAGCACCGGAUGCCAACAACCUUCGCACGAUCUACAAUCUAUGA